Radiomyces spectabilis is the source of this 452-nucleotide messenger RNA. Its product is annotated as 40S ribosomal protein S15. The transcript is spliced from 3 exons. The coding region runs from base 18 to 452 and encodes 144 amino acids. Lineage: Eukaryota; Fungi; Mucoromycota; Mucoromycetes; Mucorales; Radiomycetaceae. Gene Ontology annotation, cellular component: ribosome; cytosolic small ribosomal subunit. Gene Ontology annotation, molecular function: structural constituent of ribosome; RNA binding. Gene Ontology annotation, biological process: ribosomal small subunit assembly; translation. The record is from RefSeq and is a predicted model, not a curated record.
UUCGCUUCUUAUUCAAAAUGGCUGAUCAAGCUCAAAGAAAGAGAACCUUCCGUAAAUUCAGCUAUCGCGGUGUUGACCUUGAGCAGCUCUUGGACUUGUCCUCUGAGCAGUUCAUGGAGCUCGUCCACUGCCGUGCUCGCAGAAGAUUCCAGCGCGGUCUUAAGCGCAAGCCUAUGGGUCUCAUCAAGAAGCUUCGUCAGGCCAAGAAGGAAGCUGCUGCUGACGAGAAGCCCGCCGUUGUCAAGACUCACCUCCGUGAUAUGAUCAUCGUUCCCGAAAUGAUCGGUUCCGUUGUCGGUAUCUACAACGGUAAGACCUUCAACCAGGUCGAAAUCAGACCUGAAAUGGUCGGUUUCUACCUUGGUGAAUUCUCCAUCACCUACAAGCCCGUUCGUCACGGUCGUCCCGGUAUUGGUGCCACCCACUCUUCCCGAUUCGUUCCUCUCAAGUAA